Messenger RNA from Oncorhynchus kisutch (coho salmon), 1402 nucleotides. Its product is annotated as WD repeat-containing protein on Y chromosome-like. The transcript is spliced from 5 exons. Bases 87 to 1046 code for a protein of 319 amino acids. Gene Ontology annotation, molecular function: protein binding. Lineage: Eukaryota; Metazoa; Chordata; Actinopteri; Salmoniformes; Salmonidae. The record is from RefSeq and is a predicted model, not a curated record.
ACACUGCGGAACAACUUCACGCCGGAUGAUGUUGUAUUUCUGAGUGUACCUUUUUAAGGCUCCUCUGAUGUCGUGUGGUUGUUGCUAUGGCUGCCAGGGAUGUGAAGGAGGAUAUGGAGAUGGAGUACCGUAUCUGGAACCAGUACCAUGCCGAGGAUAUCUACUCCAUGCAUGCCCACGGCAACAAGAUGCUUGUGACCGCCUCCUACAGUGGUGACAUCAUCGUAUGGAACAUCGACUCGGGGCGGGCUUUCUGCCGCUUCAACGCCUGCGAGAGUUCGCGACCACUGCUGCCCAAUCGGGUGAUUGACAGGUCAGCUUUUGACAGAUUUGAGGUAUCAGAGUCUAAGGGCUCGUUUGAUGAGAGCGAAUGGACAGAUUCAUCAGAGGAUAGAGGGGAGGCCACAGUCUCCCAGUCCAGCCAGGGGGUCUCAGUGUGGCCCGAUGCACCCCCUCCUCAUCCCCCUUCUCCUCAGGAGGACAAGGACAGCUCUUGCAGCAGCACCCCUGAGAUGAUCCAGGAGGAGUCAGGCGCUGAGAAAGAAAAUGAGAGAACUCAUCAGAAGAAGUCACCAAAGCAGCGGCACAAGAGUGGCAAACCUCAGCCGAUCAGUGCAAAAGAGUUAGAGAAACCCAGACAGGCUGUGGAGAAGGCUCUUUUCCUGGGAACCAGGGAGCGGAGCCCUGACACAGCCAUCCUGCUGACCAGUGCAGCUGACGGCUACGUGUACGCCUGGUCCAUCCACCACCUGGGGGGGCUGCUGGGCAAGUUCCGGGCGGUCCACUCCGAGGGCACGGCCAUCAGCACCAUGUCUACUGAUCUGCAAGACCAGAUGCUGCUAACUGGGGACAGCACCGGCUACAUCAUGCUGUGGGACAUAGAGAGGUACUGCUUCUGUAUGCAAGGGGAGCGGGAGGGGAUGGCCCCUCUGGAAAAGGCCGUUCAUCUGCCCAGCCUCAUCCCCAGGUACUGUAAGGUGACUGGGCCUCGCAGGAUGAAGGUGGAGAAGAGAACCGAGGUGCAGCAUAGAGAGAGAACAUACUAGAGUAACACGUCAUAAACCUUUCUAAUUUCUAAUAAACCAUUCUAAUUUGGUGGGUGAGAGUAGGAGGAGAUGGUUACAAAAUCAGUCAUGUUCUGUAUGGCACACUGUAGUGAAAUGUUUUGCAACAGAAGACCGAUAUCAGUGUUACGCAAGUUUCUGUGGCACAUCCUCCAUUUAAAAACGUUUUCUCUGCUUCGGGCCUACCGCACACGACCCUGUUCAGACAAAUUUUACAUGUUGAUUUCAGUGGCUUUCUGGGAAAUAAAUAUUGAAAAUACAUAGCAACAAAUCCAUUGUUGCUUUCUCACUGACUAAUUAAUAUACACUGAGUGUACAAAACAUUAAGAACACCUUCC